Zalophus californianus (California sea lion) is the source of this 3418-nucleotide messenger RNA. RefSeq names its product zinc finger protein 132 (gene ZNF132). The coding region runs from base 529 to 2901 and encodes 790 amino acids. The transcript has 5 exons. Lineage: Eukaryota; Metazoa; Chordata; Mammalia; Carnivora; Otariidae. The record is from RefSeq and is a predicted model, not a curated record. Gene Ontology annotation, biological process: regulation of DNA-templated transcription.
CCCAGUGGCACCGCGACUGGCUCAGGGGCCUAGUGUCGUGUGCGCUGCGGGCCUCGAGCCGCCGCUUGCUCAGAGUCUGGGCGUUUCUGCGUGAGCGGCAGAGGAUGGGGCGGGACUUCCGCGUCGCCAUUGCCCUCUUCACUUCGCGGUGGGUGGGUUGCUUGGCAGGUGGCCGCUGGGACCAGGAGAUGCGGGCAGGGAAGUGCCGGGACUGUCACCGCAUCGCCGCACGCACUUUCCCCCCUCCGCUAAUGGCUCCUUCAUCCUGAGCCUCGGUUUCCCCAGAUGUAGAACGGAAGCAACGAGCCACCACACACCGCCUUCGUCCCGCGGCCCCGGGAUGCAGCUCCCAGUCCUUCGGUGCAUUCCAUACUGGGGAAGACUGAGGCCCUUAGUGUGGCCGUCAGCCCGCGGCCACCCCGGGCCGUGCGGGUCUGGGGGUUUGGUUGAGCCCUCGUUGUUUGUCGCUGUCGCCGCCUCGCACGGUCCCGCCCAACCCACAGACUGAGCAGGCCAGCAGCGUCGCUGAUGGACCCGGGGCAGGGGAUAAGGUCCGGAAGGGUGUCCCAAGCACAGGGACCAGCAUGUGCAAGUUUCUUGGAGACUCCCAGAUUGAGGUACCAAGUAUGCUUUAUAUCAAGUCCAGGCUGGAGACAUCCAAGGGAUGAAGACUUGUGUGUGGACAUUAUGUGUGGCUGUGGGUUGACCAGAGUGGUGAUCAAGCCUCUGACCAGAGAUUGGACCUGGGAUGACAAAAUGAAGCAUGAAAGUAACAGAAAUAGGGUGACAGUGGGGCCUGAGCCCAUCUAUUGGCCCCCUGGCUUAGCUGUCUCGUCAUCACAGAGCCCAGUGACCUUUGAAGAUGUGGCUGUGUAUUUUUCCAAGGAGGAGUGGGGGCUUCUUGAUGCAAGCCAGAGGCACCUGUACCACAAUGUGAUGCUGGAGAACUUUGAGCUCAUGACCUCACUUGGUUGUUGGCAUGGAGUGGAAGAUGAGGGGGCCCAUUCCAAGCAGAAUACUUCUGUAGAAGGGAUGUCACAGGUCAGGAUCCCCAGUGCAAACCCUUCCACCCAGAAGGCUGACACCUGUGCUAUGUGUGGCCCAUUCUUGAAAGACAUUUUGCACCUGAAUGAACAUCAGAGAAUAUAUCCCGAGGAGACCCUCUACACAUGUGGAACAUGUGGAAGAGAAUUUUGGUUCAGUGCAAACCUUCACCAGCACCAGAAGGAGCUCAGUGGAGAAAAGCCCUUCAGAUGGGACAAGGACGAGGAUUCAUUUGUGGAAAAUCUUACAGUCCGCCUAUCAGAGAAGCUCUUCACUUGUGGGGAAGGUGGUAAGGAUGCCUUGGACAGCCAUGACCUCUUCCAGCACCCAGCCAUUGACGGCAGCAGGAAGCCACAAAGGAGCACAGAGUGCAGGGAGACCUUUUCACACAGCUCUAAUCUUGAGCAGCUCACAAAAGUCCAUACCACACAGAAGCUAUUUAAGUGCAGCAACUGUGGAAAAGCCUUUCAGAAGACCUCCAGCCUCCUCAACCACCUGAGAACUCACUCUAAAGAGACACCCUUUAGAUGCCCAACAGUUGGAAAUUCCUUAGAGGAGAAAUCAACCCUUGUUAAUCUCCAAAGGUGUCAUGAUCGAGAAACAUGCCAUGUGUGUAAAGCAUGCGGGAAGACCUUCACUCACCCUUCUAAACUGAGGAAGCACCAGAAAUUUCACACUGGAGUAAAACAUUAUGAGUGCAGUGAUUGUCGGAAAACCUUCAACCACAAACUCACACUUGUUCAUCACCAGAGAAUUCACACAGGAGAAAGGCCUUAUGAGUGCAGUGAAUGCGGGAAAGCUUUUAAUAACAGGUCACACCUCACUCGGCAUGAGAAAGUUCACACUGGAGAAAGACCUUUUGAGUGCAGCAAAUGUGGAAGAGCCUUCAGCCAAAGCUCCAAUUUCCUUCGGCACCAGAAAGUUCACACUCAAGUGAGACCUUAUGAGUGCAAUCAAUGUGGUAAAGCCUUCAGCCGCAGCUCUGCCCUCAUUCAGCACUGGAGAGUUCACACUGGAGAAAGGCCUUACGAGUGCAGUAAGUGUGGAAGAGCUUUUAACAAUAACUCCAACCUUGCUCAGCACCAGAAAGUGCACACUGGAGAACGGCCUUUUGAGUGCAGUGAAUGUGGAAGAGACUUCAGCCAAAGCUCCCACCUCCUUCGACAUCAGAAAGUUCACACUGGAGAACGGCCUUUUGAGUGCACCGAAUGUGGGAAAGCCUUCGGCAAUAGCUCCACCCUCAUUCAGCACCAGAAAGUACAUACUGGGCAAAGGCCUUAUGAAUGCAGUGAAUGUAGAAAGGCCUUCAGCCGCAGCUCCAGCCUGAUUCAGCACUGGAGAAUUCAUACCGGGGAAAGGCCUUAUGAGUGCAGUGAAUGUGGGAAAGCCUUUGCACACAGUUCCAGUCUCAUUGAGCACUGGAGAGUUCACACAAGAGAAAGGCCUUAUGAGUGCAGUGAAUGUGGGAAAUUCUUUAGCCAGAACUCCAUUCUCAUUAAACAUCAGAAGGUUCACACUGGAGAAAGACCUUAUGAGUGCAGCGAAUGUGGGAAAUUCUUUAGCCGGAAGUCCAGCCUUGUUUAUCACUGGAGAGUUCACACUGGAGAAAGGCCUUAUGAAUGCAGUGAAUGUGGGAGAGCCUUUAGCAAUAACUCUCACCUGGUUCGUCACCAGAGAGUUCACACACAAGAAAGGCCCUAUGAGUGCAGCCAAUGUGGGAAAGCCUUUAGUGAAAGAUCUACACUUGUUCGACACCAGAUAGUUCACACCAGAGAAAGGACUUACGAGUGUGACCACUGUGGGAAAAUCUUCAGCCGCCUCUGCAAUCUUGCUCAGCAUAAAAGGAUUCAUACCUGAAUGUAGCCUUAUAGAGAUGGUCCUUCUGAGAAGAUCUUCAGCCAAGUCAAACUUCAUGUAGAAUACCCACAGAGAAGUUACCUGGAUGUACCACUAGUGUGGAGAAGGCUUCAGAAGGUGGUCUGCCCUGUCUGAGCAGCCCAGGGCUGAGCUCUCUCCCCUCUGGAGCAUAAAGCCCUUUCCAGCCUGCCUGGAUCCACAUAUUUUCAGCAGUCAUCUACAUAUGUAGGGAGAAAACAGCUCCUUGUGCCUCCCUUCCCCUUUCCUGGAGGGAAACAGGAUUGUCCUGGGCCCACUAGAAUGGCUUAAUUCCCAUUGCCUCUUAAAUGGUUAGGAAGUGAACUAACCCCAUGCUGGUCAAGGGGCCUUGCGGGAUGUCCAGUUUGGGCUUCUCAGAUACACAUUCCUCAUGGAUGUUGUCUUGUCUGCAUGUAACCCCAAUUAUGUAUCCAAUGAGCUCACACAUCACCCUCCCCUGGAACCACUUAUCUUGGUGUUCUCUAUUCUGCAUGAUAAU